GGGACCUCAUGGCUCUGCCCAGCAGUGACUGUGUUGUGGCAGAGCAGCUGUGCCUCUCCGACUCCACCUGCAAUGCCACAUACAGGACCCUGGAAAACUGUGUCCUGGCCAAGACUCGCCUCCUUUCACUGGAUCACGAUAGCAGGGUCAGAUGUCUGAAUGCAGAGCUGGACCUUGGGAACAGCUCUUUGCUGCACUGCAGGUGUCACCGGCGCAUGAAGAGACAGGAGCACUGCUUACGCGUUUUCUGGACCGUUCACUCCAGCAUGACAGAUGGUUAUUUCAGUUUGGAGACCUCUCCCUAUGAGAAUCCAGCAAAUGAAGAGCACUGGAAGACAGAUUAUAAUAAACUGGCAGCUUUGGUAUCAGGCUCACAGUUAGCAGGAGAUGCAACAAAUCCAUGUCUGAGAGCAACACACAUCUGUAAUCUGAGCAAGAAGUGUUUUCGUCUGCGCACAGACUAUGCCUCCAUCUGCACCAAGAGAGCAGGAAGUGAGGAUGUGUGUGACCGGCGCAAGUGCCACAGAGGGCUAAGGAAUUUCUUUGAGAAAGUUCCUGAGGAUUUCACCAAAAGGAUCCUGUUCUGUCCAUGUCAAGAUGAAUUUUGUGGAGAAAGGCGCCGUAAAACUAUUGUUCCUGAUUGUUCCUUCCAGUAUAACACCAAACCAAAUUGCCUCUGGCUUCUGGACUUCUGCUUAGAAGACCGUAUCUGCAAAUCCCGACUGGCUGACUUCCAACAAAACUGUCAACCUGUAGACAUGUCUCCAGAUGGCUGCUCUCUGCACAACCAUGCUGCAUGCCUGCAAGCUUACAUGGGGAUGAUUGGCACACCCAUGACACCCAACUAUGUCAGUAACUCCAGUGUGGAGGUCUCCUUGUGGUGUACCUGUGAGAACAGCGGCAACCAGAAGGAGAAGUGUGACCAGAUACUCGGCAUGUUUGAGAGCAACAAAUGCCUUGAAAAUACCAUUUGGUCUCAAAUGCACCUGAAGCAGAGAGCUCUAGAAAGACAGGAAGACUUCCUUUAUUCAUCUUCCCUAAGCUUCCAAGGAGACAGUGCCAGCACAUCUCUCUCUUCAGCAAUGUCCCAGGUGGCUGAAGGGAAGACACAGCGAGACAGCUCCAAACAGAGCAGUAUGCCUAUGGCCUCCUCUGUAUAUUCUGGAGCUGCUACUUCCUGGCCUUCUCUGGCUCUGUUCCUGCCCCUGUUGCUGAGCCCACAUUAAUGUGGCAUAAAUUGAAUCUUUCUUUCCCAUAUUAUUAAUAUUAUUCCAUAUCCAGGCAUGUCCCAAUACAGAUUUACCUUUGGGAAACAGAAGGCUUUCAGACAAGAGGAACUGCCUUAACCCAGAACAGCAAUCGCCGGAAGCCUC
Messenger RNA from Ficedula albicollis (Collared flycatcher), 1373 nucleotides. RefSeq names its product GDNF family receptor alpha 3 (gene GFRA3). Gene Ontology annotation, cellular component: signaling receptor complex; external side of plasma membrane. Bases 9 to 1226 code for a protein of 405 amino acids. Gene Ontology annotation, molecular function: signaling receptor activity. Gene Ontology annotation, biological process: nervous system development. Lineage: Eukaryota; Metazoa; Chordata; Aves; Passeriformes; Muscicapidae. The record is from RefSeq and is a predicted model, not a curated record. The transcript has 7 exons.